This is a messenger RNA of Sorex araneus (European shrew), 4642 nucleotides long. It is a transcript of the gene PM20D2, whose product is annotated as peptidase M20 domain containing 2. The record is from RefSeq and is a predicted model, not a curated record. Gene Ontology annotation, molecular function: dipeptidase activity. The transcript is spliced from 7 exons. Bases 94 to 1395 code for a protein of 433 amino acids. Lineage: Eukaryota; Metazoa; Chordata; Mammalia; Eulipotyphla; Soricidae.
UCGCGCAGGCGCAGGCGCAGUAGCUCUCGGAAGCGCGCGCCCGACCCGACGCAGCGGCUGGCCCCGCGUGCAGGGGGCCGGUUCCCGGGCAAGAUGAAGCCCGGAGAGUGCUCGCCCGUGGAGGGCGGAUCCCGCGCCGGCCUCCCCGAGCUGGAGGGGCUGAAGGCGCGCGCCGCCGAGUGCAUCGACGGCGCGGCCGGGCGUCUGGGCGCCCUGAGCCAGGCCAUCUGGAGCCAGCCCGAGCUAGCGUACGAGGAGCACCACGCCCACCGGGUGCUCACGCGCUUCUUCGAGCUGGAGCCGCCGGCCGCCUCGUGGGCCGUGCAGCCGCACUACCUGCUGCCCACCGCCUUCCGCGCCGAGUGGGAGGCGCCCGCCGCCCGCGCGGCCCCGCGUCCGCUGCGGCUGGGCUUCCUGUGCGAGUACGACGCGCUGCCCGGCCUCGGCCACGCCUGCGGACACAACCUGAUCGCCGAGGUGGGCGCGGCGGCCGCGCUGGGCGUCAAGGGGGCCCUGGAGGGCGGCCCGGAGCCGGCCCCGCCAGUGAAGGUAAUUGUCUUGGGAACCCCUGCAGAAGAAGAUGGUGGUGGCAAAAUUGAUCUAAUUGAAGCAGGGGCUUUCAAAAAUCUUGAUGUUGUUUUUAUGGCUCACCCAUCCCAAGAGAAUGCAGCUUACCUACCUGAUGUGGCUGAACAUGAUGUGACGGUGAAAUUCUAUGGAAAAACAGCUCAUGCUGCUGCUUACCCCUGGGAAGGAGUGAAUGCCUUAGAUGCUGCAGUUCUUGCCUACAACAAUAUAUCUGCACUAAGACAGCAGAUGAAGCCAACCUGGCGGGCUCAUGGUAUAAUAAAAAAUGGUGGAGUAAAGCCCAAUAUCAUUCCCUCUUAUACGGAAUUAAUAUAUUACUUCCGUGCCCCCUCAAUGAGAGAACUUCCAAUUUUGACCAAAAAAGCAGAAGAUUGCUUCAGAGCUGCAGCUUUGGCCACAGGGUGCACGGUAGAAAUUAAAGGUGAAGCACAUGAUUAUUACAAUGUUCUUCCCAAUAAGAGCCUGUGGAAAGCCUACAUGGAAAAUGGAGAAAAGCUCGGAAUAGAUUUCAUUUCGGAAGAUGCAAUGUUGAAUGGUCCUUCAGGGUCUACUGAUUUUGGAAACGUCAGUUUUGUAGUUCCUGGGAUUCAUCCUUAUUUCUCCAUUGGAUCUAGUGCCUUGAAUCACACAGAGGAGUACACUGCAGCUGCAGGAUCGCAGGAAGCCCAGUUCUACACUUUGCGCACUGCCAAGGCUCUGGCAAUGACUGCAUUGGAUGUCGUUUUUAAACCAGAGUUACUAGAGAGGAUCCAAGAAGACUUUAAAUCGAAACUUCAAGAAGAGGACUUCUUAACCACAGUGGACUGACGGAAGAUUUAGGAACUGCUUCUGGAUUAAGUCACAACAUUUUCCCCUCAGUCUUUUAUUUUAAUGAAGGAGGAGGGCGCGUGUGUUCUUCUGUCUUAAAAGAUCCAGAUACUUCACCCUGAGAAGUAAGGGCAGGAUGUGGGGAAAGCACGUGACCUCAUAGAUACAACAAAACUUUCACAAAUCUCUGCUGGAGUUGCAGUAAUUAGGAUCAAGCUUGUGAUGGAUUUCUUCUUCCCCCACUCCCCUACCCUGUGCCACGGAUUGAACUCAGGCAUAUGCUGGUAUUUCUUACUGUGGAUGCACGCUUCAUUAUCAUAGUGAUAAUGUUUCAUAAAUCCAUGUCUGUGUCUCAAAAGAGCCAAGCCUUAUAUUUCAAGCCUUAUAUUCAGAAUUGACAUAUGGAAAAAUGCUUUGGCACUGGAUGGCAAAAUGAUUCUAUAGUUUUAAGAUUAGUGUUUUGAUUUAAUUCUGAUUUUAGGGAAGUUUUAUUUUAAUUAUCUGGCUAUUUCCAUACUGGUUUAGAGCAGCAUUUCUCAAAGUUUCAUCCAUGAACAGGACCUGGCCUAUCAGGUCCACGGAUCCAGUACACUGUGGACCUGUGGUUGAAACCCACUGGUAUAGAGGAUCAUGGAAUGGAAUGGAAGGAUCUCGUUGCUCAUUGAUUUGUUCGAGCGGGCUCCAGUAACGUCUCUCAUUGAGAGACUUAUUGUUACUGUUUUUGGCAUAUCCAAUACGCACGGGUAGCUUGCCAGGCUCUGCCGUGCGGUUGCGAUACUCUCGGUAGCUUGCCUGACUCUCCAAGAGGGGCGGAGGAAUCGAACACGGGUCAGCCGCGUGAAAGGCGAAUGCCCUACCGCUGUGCUAUCGCUCCAGCCCAUAGAGAAUCAUAAAAGUAGUUUUUGUUUUUUUUUUUAAAUCACAAAAGCCUUUUUCUAAAUCAUAGAAGGAGGCUUUUUCUACACCUUUGGACGGGACUUUGCCUGUUGACCGGUAUACAGAUCUGGUUAUAAUGUGAACCGAUGGAUGAAGUGCACUGUUUUUGAGAAUCAUAAAAGUAGCUUUUUUCUUGGUAUGUACCAUGGGGGCGCAGGGAGAGGAAGGGGUUAGAUAUCAAAACUGCUGUAGAAAACUCUAAACUUAAAAAAUACUUUAGUUUUAAUAUUUGAAGGAAUAUGAACAUUUUUUUUUUCUUUUUGGGUCACACCUGGUGAUGCACAGGGAUUAUUCCUGGUUCAUGCACUCAGGAAUUACUCCUGGUGGUGCUCGGGGGACCAUGUGGGAUGCUGGAAAUUGAACCCGGGUCGGCUGCAUGCAAGGCAGGCGCCCUGCCUGCUGUGCUAUCGCUCCAGCCCUGAACAUGUUCAUUUAAAAAAAAAAAAAAAGACAUGUUUUUUAACAAUUGAAGGAAUGUGAAAAUGUUCUUAAAAAAAAAAAAAGGAUGAACUCUGAGUAGUAGUAUUAAAGUUCUGUUCCUACUCUAAUAUUACAUAAUAGGGGGGAAAAAGGGUUGAACUGAACUCUUUCUGGAAGGCUUUUUGUUUCGUCCUAGAAGGACUUUCUGAGAAGCUGUGAUUCUACCAAACGAAGCACCAGCCUCUGCUCCUGACUCUUUACUUCUGUCCCAGACCUGGGCCCCUCCACCAGACGCCCCGAUUAGGCUUCUACUCAGAAAUCAGUCUGGACUGGAGGUCACUCGGGUUAGAGGACCGAAAGCUGAGCCUUCUUGUACUAACCUGAUACCAACUGAAAGUUUUCUUGUGAAGCUUAUUUUAGUGUGAAUUUCAUGAACAUAUUAAAAAAGUAUGAAAAAAGAAAAGAACCUGCUGAAGUUUUUUUGUUUUGGGUGUUUUUUUGAUGGGAACUGCCUUCAGAGCCUUUCACGUGCCACGCAUUUACUCUGUUGCUGGGACAUUCUGGUGAGUGGAGUGAUGUUCCCUGUGAUACAGUGGGCCUCAGAGUCUGUAAGCACUUUCCAGAAAUGGAAUGGGAAGGAGAGAAAAAUGAGCUGUCGGCAUCUCUGUGAGUUCACAAAGUAAAAUGUGGAGUGCUGCUGCAAAGAUGCGUGUGCCCAGAGGUGGCCCAGAGUCACCUCCCCACCUCCCCAACAGAGACACAGAGAGAUGGGGACCACAGCCUGAUGGCGAAAAUGGCCCAUUUAAUGCAGAGCUGCUAGCAUACUUCUAGAACAUCUGAAGGGGGCUUGAGGUAAGGACAUAGGUGUGAUUGAUCAUUUAUAUAGAUAAACAUUUGGCAGAGGGAAUUCUCUUGUGGAGAUUAACUCAAGAGUUUAACACUCUGUCUCCCAGGGACAUCUGCACUGUCACUGUAGCACUGUUGUCCUGUUGUUCAUUGAUAUGCUCGAGCGGGCACCAGUGAUGUCUCCAUUGUGAGACUUGUUACUGUUUUUGGCAUAUUGAAUAUGUCACGGGUAGCUUGCUGGGCUCUGCCGUGCGGGCAGGAUACUUUCAGUAGCUUGCUGGGCUCUCCAAGAGGGAUGGUGGAAUCGAACCCGGGUCAGCUGUGUGCAAGGCAAAUGCCCUACCCGCUGUGCUGUCUCUCCAAUCUGCAGGGACAUCUACAUUGCUUUUAUCUUUCCCCCUAGUUGUAUGUUAUCAAUACUUGCAGUUGUUUGGAUAAACACAGGAAGAGACAAGGAUCCCAACACUUAGUUCUCUGGGCUCUGAGAGUAAGCAAGGCUUUUGACACUUAGUUUUCUGGGCCCUGAGGGCAAGUAAGGCUUUUACUGUAAAUCCCAGACUAAGUCCUCAGGAUAGUUCAGCUUGUCCUACCCCAUGGGGGUCCUGCAUCUUAAGUCUUAAGUCAUAAUAGCUUGUAUCAAGACCAUGCGUUUAUGCUUUCUAGAAUGUCCCAUUUUGAUGCUGGGUAGCUUUGCCACUCACCCUGGAUCCAUCCCAGUCUCACGGUAGGACAUCCAUUUUUGGGUGUUAAGAACUACAGCAACUGAAGCCUGAGUCAAGUAAUUAUGACCAAGUAAUUAUGCUCAGGAGUAGAUGUAUUUCAGAGUAAAUCAGCUCCCAAAUAUUAGGAGCACAGAAGUGGAAUGAGAGGGCGAGAAAAAUGAGCUGUCAGUAUCUCUGUUGUUGGUGUCACUUGGAGCUUUGGAGCCUUAAGGUCCAUUUCAAAAGUUAUAUUAUUAGGCUGCUCACUUUGUUUGCCAUUUUGAACUCUCUAUCUCCUCUGUCUUGAAAUUCAAGUUGAAAGAGAGGGGUAGUCCAAAAGGAGA